AUGAGCUCAACUGGGUUUUUGCCCAAGUCGUCCGAGCUGAAGCUUCGAGAUCGGAGUAAAAACUUUGAUGAGAAAGUCGUCGAUGAGCCAGCUGAGGAUUCUAAAUCUCGACCACACAGCGCGCAAUUGAAGUCUUCUUACCGUCCAACAGACUAUAGCUCAAUCUUGCAGUUCAUUGGGGUGAUAGCCAUCACAGUUUUAGCGUUCUACGUGAGAUUCAGGAAAAUCGAUGCAAGCGACAUAGUAAUGUGGGAUGAAGCGCAUUUCGGGAAGUUUGGAUCUUACUAUAUCAAACAUGAAUUUUACCAUGACGUUCAUCCACCGCUAGGUAAAAUGCUCAUUGCACUCAGUGAGUAUUUGACCGUGUUUGACGGAGAAUUUGAAUUCGAAUCUGGAGCAGCGUUCCCAGAGGGUGUUAACUAUAAAUUCAUGCGCCAAUUCAAUGCGUCAUUUGGUGCUCUUUGCGCUCCUCUUAUGAUGAUUUCAGCACGGAACCUCGGUUUCAGCUUGAUGGGAUCAACUUUGCUGGGACUCAUGGUGGCUUUGGAACUGUCCUAUAUAGCAUUGUCCAAAUUCAUUCUUUUGGACUCCAUUUUGCUGUUCUUCACGGCCACAACCUUCUAUUGCAUCACCAAAGUUCACACGCUUCGCAAACAACAGCUCUCGAAAAAAUGGUCCUGCUGGAUGCUCUUGUUGGGGAUAUCCAUCGGAUGUGUGUGCUCAGUAAAAUGGGUAGGUUUGUUCAUAACUUUGGUGGCUGGCAUCUACACCAUUGCAGAUCUCUUUGUUAGCUAUCACAAUCCAAAAAUGGGCAAACUACAAUACUACAAACACUGGUUGAUUCGUGUAAUCGAUUUGAUAAUCAUACCGUUCAUGAUCUACCUCUUUUGUUUUAAGAUCCAUUUCACCAUUUUGCACAAAUCAGGAACGGGCGAUGCGUCCACUAACACCUUGUUUCAAGUGAAUCUUGAUGGUAACAAGAUUGAAAUAGGACCCAGAGAUGUCGCUUUUGGAUCAACAGUAAGCAUUAGAUCGCAUGGCCUCAGUCCCAACCUGCUUCAUUCACACGUUCAACUUUAUCCAUUUGGAUCAGGGCAGCAUCAAAUAACGGGCUACGGACAUUCCGAUAACAACAACCAUUGGCUGAUCAAUUUCUCAAGAGAAUCUGGCGAGGAGGUUGACGAGAAUGGUUUGCUCCGGGGUGACUCUGUAACGCUGCGUCACGAAUCUGAAAUUCGUCUUGUUCAUAAAAACACCAAAGCCAAUCUGCAUUCGCAUGACGUUCCAGCCCAUGUCUCUAACAAUUGCUACGAAGUAUCAGGCUAUGGGGACGAAAUCGUCGGCGACACGAAAGACGAUUGGAUUGUUGAGAUUGUUGAGCAGCUUGACUCUUCUAACUCUUCAUUCCCUAAAGAAGAUUCUUCUGUGGUACACCCCAUCUCCACCAGUUUCCGACUAAGGCACAAGGAACUUGGUUGCUAUCUUGCAACUACGGGGCUAGCGUAUCCUGCUUGGGGGUUUAAACAGGCCGAAAUUGUGUGCAAGCACUCUUGGACUAGACGCGACAAAUCGACAUGGUGGAAUAUCGAAGACCAUUGGAAUGUCAACAGAGACAAAGCAGAGGGUUAUAUUCCUCCAAAAUCAAAAUUCUGGGCCGACUUCGUUUUGAUAAACUUCGCAAUGGCUUCAUCAAACAAUGCCUUGGUUCCAGAUGAGGACAAAUAUGAUUCUUUGGCAACUAAAGCAUGGGAGUGGCCUACCCUGCACACUGGCCUCAGGAUGUGCGGAUGGAGUGUUCACAAUGUGAGAUACUAUCUCCUGGGCUCACCAUUUCAAACUUGGCUCUCCACUGCUGCCUUGGUGUUAAUCGUAUUUUACUUUGCGCAACUGACGCUGAGAUGGAGAAGACAAUCCCUGGUUAUUUCAAGUGAUGAAGUUUGCGAGCUGGGAAUGCAGGGCAUAUUACCAUUCUUGGCAUGGCUUCUACACUUUUUACCAUUUGUUUUCAUGGGAAGGGUUACUUACGUUCACCAUUACGUUCCGGCGUUGUAUUUUGCCAUAGUGGUGUUCGGUUUCAUGCUCGAAAGAUGCGUGCCCAACAGAUAUCACAUCAAAGAUUGCCUUUACAUGUUAUUAUUUGGCGGGUGUGUCUACAUCUACAUUCUACUUUCACCACUCGCCCAGGGGAUGAACGGUCCUGCAAAGGACUACAAAAGCCUGAACUGGCUGAGCUCUUGGACGGUUACGUUUUAA
This is a messenger RNA of Lachancea sp. 'fantastica', 2253 nucleotides long. Lineage: Eukaryota; Fungi; Ascomycota; Saccharomycetes; Saccharomycetales; Saccharomycetaceae. The record is from the annotation of a GenBank genome assembly.